Messenger RNA from Colletotrichum godetiae, 1119 nucleotides. RefSeq lists its product as uncharacterized. Lineage: Eukaryota; Fungi; Ascomycota; Sordariomycetes; Glomerellales; Glomerellaceae. The transcript has 3 exons. Bases 270 to 914 code for a protein of 214 amino acids. The record is from RefSeq and is a predicted model, not a curated record.
GGCUGCUUGCGGUAGUAUGCAUGUUGUGCCCGUCCCUGCCAAUUUCCGCAAGCUCCGUCUGACUAGGUGAUUAGCGUUCCUUCGAGACUCAGCAGUAAGCAAGUCUGACGCUUUUUUAUAAAGCUUCAACAUUCCCCUCUUUCUCGGCUCUUGCUUUGCUCAGCUCAUUCAAUAAGAUAGGUGUCAGACUUCAAUCGAUACCUACUACGUCUGCGACACAUUGUUACCCACCUAUUUCUCUCAACCCUCACCAACCCUCAAUCAUCAACAUGUCCGCGAACGACUACUACGGCGGCGGCGGCGGCGGCCACAACCAGAACCAGGGAUACGGAGGCCAGCAAGGAUACAACCAGGGUGGUUAUGCCCCUCAGCAGCCCACCUAUGCACAGGGCCAGCAACACCACGGUGGCGGCGGCUACCCCCAGCAGUCGCACUCCCCGUACCAGCAGGGCGGUGGCUAUAACGCCCCUCCCCAGCAGCAGCAGCAUCAGCAGCAGCAGCACGGAUACGGCGGACCCCAACAACCAACCUACGCCCAGGGCAACCAACACCAGCAAAGCUACGAUAACCGAGACAGCUUUGCUCACAACCAGCAAGUGCAAUAUGGCGCACCUCAGCACGGCGGGCAGUCUCAAUACGGCGGCCAGCCUCAAUAUGGUGCUGGUCCCGGCGGUCCCGAUCAGGACAAGGGCCUCGGUGCAACAUUAGUCGGUGGCGGAGCGGCCGGAUGGGCGGCGCACAAGGCCGGUGGCGGUCUCCUCGGAACCCUCGGCGGUGCAAUUGCUGGCGCUGUUGGUGCAAACAUGUUGGAGAAGGCGGGGAAGAAGCAUAAGAAGGAGAAAAAGAACAAGCACAAGAAGGACCCGUACCGCAAGCGCAGCGGUAGCAGCAGCUCCAGCUCCAGCAGCGACUAGAGGGCUCUCCUAUGAUUUCCUAAAUACUUCUGGUGCCCAAACUUGGAUGAUACCCCCCCCGCGAUUCAAUCUCUGUCAAGCGCACCGGGAGAACGACUGCCGACGAAUGCUUGGAUUUUCAUGACUUCCACACAAUAGACGUUAAUGUAUUAUUAGCCACGAAUGACAACACUUGCCAAUGGACAAAUACAAAUGAAUUGCAUCG